CAUUCCUUUCACUGCCCCAACAAAACCCCUUCUGCUCCUCCUCCUCCUCCAGCAGCAGCCGGAAUCCAUGGCGACCGACAAAAUUCCCGCCGACCGUCCGGAGGCACUCCGAUUAGGACGCAGUGCACCAGUAAAAUGCCUACACUUCUUCUGCAUUUUCCUCUUCACUGCCGCCUCUGCCGCCUGUAUCGUCGGGCUGACCCUCUGCCUUGUCGUCCUCCGGGUAAAAGUCCCAACAGUAAAAUUAACUUUGGUCGCGGUAAAAGAUCUCCAGUACGGCUUCUCGCCGACCCCUUUCAUGGAGGCCACAUUAAUCGGGGAAAUAACAAUGGAAAAUCCGAAUUUCGGAGAGUUCAAGUACGAGGAAAUAAGGAACGUGACAUUGAUUUACGAUGGCGUGACGGUGGGAAUCGGCGAGGUGAAAAGAGUGUCUGUAAAUGCGAAGAGUAUUGAAAAAACGAAUUUUACAGUGAAAGUGGAACCGAAUUCGAGCUUUGUUGAUGUGGAUUAUUUCAGCUAUGAUUUGGCGAGGUUGAAGACGAUGAAUAUGAGUUGCAUCGCCCAGUUUGAGGGAAGAGCUCAUUUGUUGAAAUUGUUUAAAGCGAAGAAAAUUUCUGUGUUGAAAUGUAGUAUGAGCUUGAACUUGACCUCCCAUGGAGUCCAAAAUCUUGCUUGCCUAUAA
Molecule: messenger RNA, 682 nt
Organism: Benincasa hispida (wax gourd)
Lineage: Eukaryota; Viridiplantae; Streptophyta; Magnoliopsida; Cucurbitales; Cucurbitaceae
Product: late embryogenesis abundant protein At1g64065-like
Biological process (GO): defense response to other organism
Cellular component (GO): plasma membrane
Source: RefSeq, a predicted model, not a curated record